AUGACAACACCACCACCACCACCACCAUUACCACCAUCAUCACCACCACCACCACUACCACGAUGUCCCUUGCCGAUUGAAGCCCUCUCACAGCCCUUGAGGGCCCAUGGGCUAUCCCAGCUCACCACCAGCCUCUACAUAGGUAAUGCCAUGGCCGCUAACAACAGGCAACUGCUAUCCACUAAUCAAAUCACUACAGUAGUCAAUAUCUCAGCGCAAACUAACACGUUUAUUGAGGGCAUUCAGUACCUGAAGGUACCUGUGGCUGACUCCCCCAGAGCGCGCAUAGGCAAUUUCUUCGAUGCUAUCGCCGAUUACAUCCAUAACGUAGAGCUGCGCCAAGGCCGCACACUGGUGCACUGCCGAGCAGGCAUCAGCCGCUCCGCCACGGUGUGCAUUGCCUUUCUGAUGAAAUACCAUUCCAUGUCACUUAUAGAAGCUUAUACUUGGAUCAAGGCCUGUCGUCCCAUUAUACGCCCGAACAUAGGCUUUUGGGACCAGCUAAUUCGAUACGAAUUCAAACUCUUCACCAAAAACACCGUGCAAAUUAUUGACACUCCGCUUGGAAAGAUACCAGAUGCAUACCAGAAGGAGUUUCAGAUGAUGAUGUCCACGUGA
Molecule: messenger RNA, 618 nt
Organism: Pipistrellus nathusii (Nathusius's pipistrelle)
Lineage: Eukaryota; Metazoa; Chordata; Mammalia; Chiroptera; Vespertilionidae
Source: the annotation of a GenBank genome assembly